GUCGUGGCUGAACUUGAGACUGUUCACCCCCGUUGGUUGCGGUGAAUGAUUUGGAUAGUUUUGUUUUACUAUCUAGUGUAGUAGUGGACUCAAACUGAUCCAUGGAAUUGGUCGUAUAAUCUCGAUUCUCCAAAAACUGAUUACAACCUAGUAUAGUAAGCAAGCGUGUGGUUUGGUUUGUCGCUUCAGCAGAGAGCACCCAACACCCUAACCGAAACUUUGGAUUGUUGAGGGCAUCGUAGCAGAGCGAUACGGUCAGACGGAUCAACGAUGGCAUUUUGAUUUACUGAGUUAGAACACUUGUCAGCUCUAACCAGGAUGGAGAACGGGAAAAAAGACAGUGAUCCUGUGCAGUCAUGCCAGGUAAAAGUGAACAUUGACUCCAGCAGUUAUGAGAUGGUUUCGACCAGCCCUAAACUUUCCAAGAAAAUCAAGAACCGAAUUCGUGGUAAGAUCCCGCGAGGCUCCAAGACAACAACAGAAAGUGUUGAGCUGCAGGAUAUGGGCUUCAGUCGCCAAACCUCUGGCUAUGAAUUGGGAUUCAGCAAGAACUAUAUGAGCGGCAGUAUCCAGUUCGUGUCAGAUGGUGCUGAUCUUCGCUACAAGAGACGCAAGUAUAUGGUUGUACAUCCCGAUGAAAAACCUGACACGAUUGUACAUGCUAUGACCAAGAAAUGGAAUGUACAUCUCCCAAAGCUGCUGCUGUGCCUUGUUGGUGGUGAUACGACGACAGCCAGUUUGCCUAUGCAGAGAGCCUUCAGCAAAGUGUUGGUAGAAGCCCUGCUGCGCACUGAUGGGUGGUUAUUCACUGGUGGGCUUAAUUGUGGGAUGAUUCGGUGUGUCGGCCAGGCGUUGACUAAGUACGUUAUCGGUCGUGCCAUGCUCAGUCACCAGGAUGUUGUCGCAGUUGGUGUGGCUCCGCUCCAUGUGCUGAGCCAGAAUAAAAAGCUGCUUGGAUCCGAGAGGGACCCAGUUGAGUACAACAUGAUGAGUUACGAGGAGGACAGUGGGAUGAAAUGCCUUGAACCGAACCACACCCACUUUAUCCUGGUUAAAGACAAAGACAAGGAGAGUGUGGAUGAAGCUAAGAUUAGAGAUAAACUAGUCAGUAUGAUUGCAUCACGCAAAAUCAAAGGAAGCAAAGCAACUGUACCUGCUCUGUAUCUGGUGUUUGGGGGUGGCGUUGCAGCUAUUGAGACUGUGCAUGAUGUGGUCAUCAACAGGAAGUUACCAGUUCUCAUUGUGCCGUUUUCUGGAGGGGCAGCGGAGGUGCUGACUGAGGCCAUUGAGGCAUCACGACGAAGUGACGAUAUUGAGUAUGGGAUACCCUACAACCUCAUACUGAACCAAAUAAUUGGAAGCAAGAUGAAUAUAGAGGGUAAAAAUCACAUCCGCACCAAAGAUCAGAUCAAUGAGAUCAUCAAGAGGAAACAUCUCAUCAAUAUUUACGAUAAAGACGACAGAAUCGAAGAGGAGAUGUUGAAAGCACUCAUGAAAGCCAGCCGAGGGAGCAAAGUCGAAGAUGAACUCCUGCUCGCCGCCAUCUGGAACAGAAUGGAAAGAGCCAAGGAGCUUGUGUUACAAGCAUCACGGAAGAACAGUGAUCUCUUCAGUGUUGUCUACUAUUCUCUAGUCAACAACCAGUCAAAGUUCGUCAAACUUUGCAUUGAUGAGACGCAGUUUGACCUGAAGGAGUUUUUGUCGCAGAGUAUGUUGGUCAAGCUCUACAACGAGGUCAGUACGUCAUCGGUUUUGCAUCAACUUUUGUCAAAAGAGAGAGCCAAAAGGAAGGGUUGUCGUUUCACACUUGGUGAUGUUGCUAAUGUCUUGAAGCGUCUCAUCUUCGACACCUACGAAUCGUCGUACCCAGCUGAAAAAGAAGACAAGGUGAAGAUGAAUUCCAGUGGCAUUGAUGACGAUGGAAGCACCUUCAAAGACCCCAUGAAAGAACUGUUUGUGUGGGCCGUUCUCCAGCAGCGCUUCUCGAUGGCCAAGCUCUUCUGGAAGAGAGGAAAACCUUCGAUCGGGGGUGCUUUGUUUGCCAGUAAAGUGCUGAAGGAAAUGUCAAGUAUGGUCACGUUAAACCCUCAAGCGUCUUCUGAGAUGUUUAAGAAUGCCAAGGAAUUUCAGAUAAUGGCCAUAGACAUUCUAAGCUUAUGUUUUGCUGAGGACAGGCGCCGGACAUCCACACUCCUCGUACGCAAGAUGCCUGAUUGGGGUCAGCUGACGUGUUUGAGCCUGGCUGGCGCGGGCAGGAAUAAAGAAUUCAUUGCCCAGGACGGUGUGCAAAAUCUACUGAGUGAAAUCUGGAUGGGUAGACUAUCACGUAGCACUGGGCUGUUUAAGAUUUGGUUCUGCAUAUGUGUACCGUUUUCUUGCCUCUGUUUGGUUACCUUCAUGUCCAAAGAUGACCCCAGUGUACCGGUCAAAACAAUGAUGAAACGUAAGGCUCAACAAAACGAUGACUAUGAGGACCUCCCAAAGAUGAAAGUCAAGCAGGGUUCUGUCGACAGUUACCAGUCAGUUGGUGCUUGUGAUGAAACUGAUGGCAAGGAAAGAAAUCGACACACUAAUCAUCGAGGUGGCUGUCUACCUUACAUUUAUAACUGCCUCUACAAUAUGAAAUUGUUCUACGGAGCGCCAGUGAUAAGCUUCCGUUUGAGCUUGGUUGCACACUUUUUGUUCCUUGGUCUGUUCAGCUACAUUUUACUGACUAAUUUCCAUGAGAAGAUCUCCAUUCCUGAGAUGGUGCUGAUCUUCUGGGCGUUCACUCUCUUCACCGAGGAACUCAGUGAGCUAUUUAAUCAGGACUACUGUACACUAUACAACUGCUUCAAAUCCUGGCUGUUUGGAUACUGGAACUCUGUGGAUCUUGUCUCACUUCUAAUGUUCGCCAUCGGCAUCGGUCUGCGAUUCCAUCCCGUCACCCUGGAAGCAGCGCGCAUCGUGUUAGCGCUCGAUCUUAUCGUGUUCUACUUGAGGAUCCUUCACAUCUGCUCGGCUAGCAAGCUACUCGGGCCCAAGCUCAUCAUGCUCAUAAGAAUGAUGGUGGAUUUGUCCAUAUUCAUCUGUAUCCUGCUCGUGUUCAUGGUGUCCUAUGGAGUAGCCUGCCAGUCCAUCCUCUUUCCCAACACUGAGGACCCUCUGAAGAUUGCGAAAAGUGUUUUCUUUAGGUCCUACUUCCAGCUGUAUGGAGAGUUGUUCUUUGACGAAAUGGACAGGGAAGAAAUGGAUUGUGUCGACACUAAGGAAGAGAUAGUUGGUGACAUGGAAUUGUGUCCGCGCCAUUCUUGGUUUGGUGUCAUCGUCCUGGCAAUCUAUCUCUUCUUAAGCAACAUACUCCUCUUGAAUCUCCUCAUUGCGAUGUUAAAUAACACAUUUACACGUGUCCAUGAGAAAACGGAUAUUUUCUGGAAGUUCCAACGUUAUCAACUCGUCGAGGAAUACUAUCGACAGCCUUUCGUCAUCCCACCGUUUAUCAUCGUGGUUCAUGUCUACCAAGUGAUCCGCUGGGCAUGGAGUAAAUGCUGUCCAUGUAGGAAAGAGUUGUAUCGGUCAGACAAUUUGAUGAAGAAAGACCUUGGACUUAACGAAGAGAUUGAGAUCUCAACUUGGGAAGUGAUUAAAGGGGAGGACUACCUCGCCCAGAAGAAGGAAAAGACCAACGAGGACCUGGUGAAGCGGUUAAAGAUGACCGAGGAAAAACUGGGGAGUUUGUCAUACAGCAUGAAGAACUACUUUGAAGGGAAGAGACUAGGCAAAGCACUCGAGGCACGAUUCAGUUCCCUAGAAGAACAGAUUUACGAUUCAAUGGAGAGAAGGAACAAGAAUCAGGGGGGAGACACUACUGUGGAUGGAGGAGGAGGCAGUUCAUGUUUGCAGGUCAAUUCAUCACCUCUGGUGCGUAAAUUAUCAGGGAGAAAGUCCAAAAAAGCUGGUAAUAAUUAUUAACGGACUAUGACAGGGCUAAAAAUCGCCAUCUAAAUGGCAUGCACUUCAUCUCAAGAGACCCCACAGCUGUCUCUCUCUCUAUAUAUCUUAAGUCCAUUAGCGCAUCCGCCCUCCUGUGGUGGUCCGAGUAAAGAACUCUCUCCAAGCCUCUCUGUCCACAAAUGUUGUCAGUCCAUCUGGCUUUCGUCUUCCUCUUUCAGCGCAACCAGCAACAAAACGUCCUGAAUUCCAUGCACUGCUGCUCAACUUCUCAAGAUUUCCCCUGUCCAUCCUUGCAAUAUGCCCUAAAAACUCCAGCUUCUUCUUAGGUAUGAUGUUAACUAAGCUUUUUAGGU
Molecule: messenger RNA, 4286 nt
Organism: Asterias rubens (European starfish)
Lineage: Eukaryota; Metazoa; Echinodermata; Asteroidea; Forcipulatida; Asteriidae
Product: transient receptor potential cation channel subfamily M member 2-like
Exons: 26
Coding region: 319-3951 (1210 amino acids)
Biological process (GO): calcium ion transmembrane transport
Cellular component (GO): membrane
Molecular function (GO): ligand-gated calcium channel activity
Source: RefSeq, a predicted model, not a curated record